This is a messenger RNA of Osmerus eperlanus (European smelt), 2229 nucleotides long. RefSeq names its product dopamine receptor D4 related sequence (gene drd4-rs). Gene Ontology annotation, biological process: negative regulation of cytosolic calcium ion concentration; phospholipase C-activating dopamine receptor signaling pathway; negative regulation of adenylate cyclase activity. The transcript has 4 exons. The coding region runs from base 238 to 1215 and encodes 325 amino acids. Gene Ontology annotation, cellular component: plasma membrane. The record is from RefSeq and is a predicted model, not a curated record. Gene Ontology annotation, molecular function: G protein-coupled receptor activity; dopamine neurotransmitter receptor activity, coupled via Gi/Go. Lineage: Eukaryota; Metazoa; Chordata; Actinopteri; Osmeriformes; Osmeridae.
UACAACUACCUGGCGCUGAUUCUGGGUGUGCCACUGAUACUGAUCAUCAUCCUGGGCAACAUCCUCGUGUGUCUUAGUGUGCUCACCGAGCGCUCGCUCAAAACAGCCACCAACUACUUCAUCAUCAGCCUGUCUGUGGCAGAUUUACUGCUGGCUGUGUUGGUGCUUCCUCUCUACGUCUACUCUGAGUUCCUGGGAGGAAUCUGGACCCUCAGCACGUACAUCUGUGAUGCUCUGAUGACCAUGGAUGUCCUGCUGUGCACUGCCUCCAUCCUCAACCUGUGUGCCAUCAGCGUGGACAGGUACAUCGCAGUGGUGGUGCCCCUGAAGUACAACAGGAACCAGUUCAGCGUGCGCCAGCUCGCCCUCAUCACUGCCACCUGGGUGCUCUCCCUGGGCGUGGCCAGCCCCGUCAUCUUCGGCCUCAACCAGGUGCCGGGCCGAGACCCGAGGGUGUGCAAGCUGGAGGACGACCGCUUUGUGGUGUACUCCUCCAUCUGCUCCUUCUUUGUGCCUUGCCCCGUCAUGCUCUUCCUGUACUACUGGAUGUUCCGGGGGCUCCGCAGGUGGAGCUCUGGGAGGAGUCGCUCCCAGCUGACCAGGGCAGGCCGCUGCAGCCUCUCCCUGCGCCUCAGCUCCGCCCUGAGCAGGGAGAAAGCGGGGAAAGGGAGCGGGCGGGAGAAGGUGAUGUACCUCAUGCCCGCCGGUUUCAGCCCCACCUCCGUGUCCGCUGGGUCCGCCGCGUCGCCAACGGCAACCCCGGUGGCGGAGGAGCAACCGGACGGGGCGGGGGUGGGGACCGGGGGUGGGGCGGAGAGCGACCCCGUGACCACACAGCUGGACAGCAUGUCGGAUGCAGAGCCCACGGAGAGGCCUCCGAGGGAGGGGGACAGCGGCAGGGAGAACGGCCUGCCCAAGACCCGCGGGGGCAAGAAGAGCAGACGUAACAGCAAGAGCAGCAGAGUGAGCGGGAGAGAGCGCAAAGCCAUGAAGGUCUUGCCCAUUGUUGUGGGAGUGUUCCUGGCCUGCUGGACACCCUUCUUUGUGGUGCAUGUCACCAAGGUGUUGUGUGUGUCCUGCAACAUCGGGCCCACGCUGAUCUCCGUGGUGACCUGGCUGGGGUACGUCAACAGUGCCGUCAACCCCAUCAUCUACACUGCCUUCAACGUAGAGUUCCGGAACGUCUUUCACAAACUGCUCUGCUGUCGAACAUGAAACCGCCUCAAUGGGAAAAGUAUCUUUCACUAAACUCUUCAACGUUACCUUUGACACAUGGAUAGGUUGUAUUGGACAUGCUGCUUGACUUCUGGAAGGUCUUUCACAUAACAUGUCUGUUGCUGAACAUGACAUCUUUCAUUUUUUGGGUUUACUGUAAGUGCUUGCCAGAUGUAUAGUGAUCAACAGUAAUUAAACAAUUACACAAAUAAAUACACUUGCAACCAUAUUGACAACCAUAUUUGCCCAAUGUCUUAGAGAACUUAGUGGACUGACGGACAUGGACUCUUUUCCAGUGUUUUUACAUAGAAAAUCAAACAUUGCUGAGUUUACUUCUGUAAAUAUUGAUUGCCUACAGUAGAUGUGAAUACUGUUGAUAUCAUAGCCCAGAGGCAUAAAAAUGUGAACAGUUAAUGAUUAUAAAUGUAUUUGAUAUAGGUAUGUUAUUCUUCAAAUAAAAUAUUCAUGUAUAAUUAGCUUUCAUUUCCUAUAAUGUGCAGGUUCUCACAGUAGUUGAUAUUGAACUAACUGUCAAAAAAUUAUCUAAAGGAUUCAAUCUGGGUUAAAACAACGAAUAUUAUUUUACAACUUUCGCUGUAAGCGUUUUUGGAUGUUAUGUUGCAUCUCAAAAAACCCUGUAAUAGAAAAUACAUUCUGAGCAGGGAGAUACAAAGAUAACAUAACAUUAUUAUGUAAUAAAACCUGUCCAAAUCAUAAGGGUAUUUCGAUUUGGGGAGUGAAAACUGUUUUUUAGGACAACAACAAUGACACUUCUAUUUUACUUCAAAAAAUAUUGCCUGUGCAAAUGGGGAUUUUUUUUUACAUGUUUACACACCAGUAAUCUAUUUUUGGAGUUUCACAGCCAAUGGAAAUUGUGAAAGUUACAGUAUUAACAAUAACCUCAUUUGUAAUGUUACGACUUGUGAAGUAUUGCAAAAGUGCUGUGAAGAGGCGUCUGUGACAAACUGUAAACAGCACGUCUUGUCAUUAAAAGCUGAAACGAUUAAAAGACUC